Oncorhynchus gorbuscha (pink salmon) is the source of this 1074-nucleotide messenger RNA. Its product is annotated as tetraspanin-11-like. NCBI's taxonomy places the organism in Eukaryota, Metazoa, Chordata, Actinopteri, Salmoniformes, Salmonidae. The transcript has 8 exons. The record is from RefSeq and is a predicted model, not a curated record. The coding region runs from base 3 to 785 and encodes 260 amino acids. Gene Ontology annotation, cellular component: membrane.
AGAUGACGGCCGUGUACAAAGACGACCAGGGUGACUGGAUGACCGUCGGCCUCAAGUACCUCCUCUUCGUCUUUAAUGUCCUCUUCUGGGUUGGUGGAGCGGCGGUGAUGGGCGUGGGCAUCUGGACCCUGAUAGACAAGAGUGAUUACCUGAGCCUGCUGGCCUCCAGCACCUUCGCCGUGUCCGCCUACAUCCUCAUCCUGGCCGGGGCCCUCGUCAUGGUCACGGGCUUCCUGGGCUGCUGCGCCGUCAUCAGGGAGCAGAGGAGCUGCCUGUCCACGUAUUUCUGCUGUCUGUUAUUGAUCUUUCUCAUAGAGCUGGUGGCAGGAGUCCUGGCCUACGUGUAUUACCAGAGGCUCAGUGAGGAGCUGAAGCAGCACCUGAAUGAGACCAUGACAGAGAACUACGCCCAGCCAGGGAAAGAGGCCAUCACCCUGGCCGUGGACAGACUACAGCAGGAUUUCAAGUGCUGUGGCAGCAACAACUCAUUUGAUUGGCUGCAUAGUGUGUACAUGACCUCGGCUGUGUCGGAGGGCAGGGUGGUCCCGGACAGCUGCUGUAAGACCAUCACCUCCCUCUGUGGCCGCAGAGACCACCCCUCCAACAUCUACAAGACUGAGGGUGGCUGCAUCACCAAGCUGGAGCAGUUCCUGGCUGACCACCUGCUGAUCAUCGGAGCUGUGGGGAUAGGAGUAGCCUGUCUACAGCUGGCCGGGGCCAUGUUGACGGCCUGCUUUAUCUAUCUGCUGUAUAAAGAAGAGGAGGAGGACUUCUCUGCCGUGUGAUUGGCUAAGCCUCUGUCUGGUCACACUCAGUGGGGACGGGACAAGAUCUGUGGGAUGGUGUUCACAUGCUGCUUACACAGAAGGAUUAAGUUGGAUCCUUACUGAACCCUACCGUCAAGCCCCCCCAACACCAUCCUGCCUUAUGGGCCAGGGAGCAACGAUGCCUGCUGAACACUCACCCUUGACCUCUAACCCCUCCUAACCUCUGAACCUUAUGAUCCAACCCUGCCUGGACCUUCCUGGAUCCUUCUGCACCUCUCCUUUAGCAUGGAUGCAUGCACAGCCCCCC